AUAAAGAUCAAAAAAACUAAAUAUACCAGUCAGAGUGUAUUUUUACCUAAAAAUUAAUUUAAAAUGACAACAAGUCUUGCUACACAAAGGAGUUUUGUGUUAGCAAAUCCUUCGUCAAAUGUUGUCAAAACAAACCUUAGCAAUGCAACUGCAACAACUAAUCAUCGCUUGUUGACCAAUAAUGAGAUUAAACAUGAGGUUAUAACAAUAUCAACUGAAGACAAUUUAAACGAUGACAACGGAUUACAGCUGGAGGAUGUUUUAUCUCAAAAGAAGAUUAUAAUACAACAGCAAACAGAUAAUGAUGAUAUGCAUGAUGUCCUGGAUGUCGUACCUAUGGAUGCAUCAGAUUCCAGCAAUGGUGAAAGUGAUAGCAUGCAUGACUUAAGUGCAAUUAAAGAUGGUGUCGAAUUGGCUCAGGUGACUGUUUUGCAGGCGCCCAAUGCUGAGGAUGGUGAUAGCCCACAGUAUAUUACUGUAACAGUUUCUACACAGGACACCGUCGGUGGUCAGAAUUCCUAUCAAGUGCAAUAUGUGGACACAGAGUUGUACCACAGUAACUCCAGUCAGUCCCAAAUGACAUAUCCUUUUUGUCCCGUCGGUGAUUACCAAACAACAAGCCAAUCCUACUAUUCAACUACAGCCAACUACUCUACAACGAAUACUCCCCCAUCGCAUGCAUCCGGGUUGCCUUAUUUAGUUCCUGGCGAGGAGAAUCUUCUCCUAAACACCUCAUCACAAAGCCGCGAAUCGCCACCGAGCUUAUCCGAAGUGUCUUACUUGCAGGAAGCACAAACACCAACUUCUACAACUCCAUCAAUUGCUGUUUCCUCUGGGACGGGAAGUGGUGGCUCUGCUGGUGGGCUUGUUGGUGGGAACAAUGGAGGUGUUGGCGGCGGCGGGGGUGUGAUUGUCAGUGGAGGACUCACUGUUGGAGAUUCUAAUAACCUGGCAAAUGCCAACAAGAUUGCCUCGGCAACGAUAAAAUGGCUUACACGUAACUAUGAAACAGCAGAAGGAGUAAGUCUGCCCCGUUCGACCCUCUACAAUCACUACAUGCACCAUUGCAACGAAAACAAAUCGGAACCAGUAAAUGCUGCAAGCUUCGGCAAGCUAAUUCGUUCGGUUUUUUCCGGAUUGCGGACUCGUCGUUUGGGUACUCGUGGAAAUUCCAAGUAUCACUACUAUGGUAUUCGCAUAAAGCCCGGAUCUACCCUGUCGCACACUAUGGAAGAUAAACCGGGCCAGCCGUUCUCGGGAAAACAUCAGAACGGUGGUAAUCUUAACGGGAUUGGUGGCGGUGGUGGUGCUGGUGGUGGUGGCAGCAGUCUCGGGGGUGGAGGAAGUUUGGGCAAAGGCAUGAAAAAACACAAUGUUAAGCCCGACGCAUAUGAAGCUUGCUCUCAGUAUUUGGGAGAUGGUUCCGGUUGUAUUCCCAUAUUUCCUCAUAUUGAACUCGAUACCACAUUUAACAACGAACUUACUUUGGACGAUGUUGAAACUUUCCGUUCCAUCUAUCGUGAGCACUGUGAAUCUUUUCUUGAUGCAGUCUUGAAUCUUGAAUUCGGUACUAUUGAAUACCUUUGGCGUGAUUUUUGGCGUUCUUCGGAUAACAACAAUUUGGAUGAAUGUGAAGAGGAAAAAUACUUGUCAAAGACAAAACUUUACUUACUUUGCCAUUGUAAUGGAGUUCAAAAGUUUAUCAAAGAAGUUGAUUACCAAUUCUAUCAAAAUAUGGUUGAUGUCCUUAUUCCAGAUGUCCUACGUUCCAUACCAAAUUCACUUACACAAGCCAUUCGUAAUUUUGCCAAAAAUUUGGAAAUCUGGCUCUGCGAGUCGAUGGUUGGUGCUCCAGAACGUGUAGUUCAGAUCAAAUCAGCAGCAAUAUCGGCUUUUUGUCAAACUCUACGACGCUAUACAUCUUUGAAUCAUCUAGCUCAGGCUGCCCGAGCAGUGCUUCAAAAUAAUUCUCAAAUUGCUCAGAUGUUGAAUGAUCUUAACCGUGUUGACUUCCACAAUGUCCAAGAACAGGCAGCUUGGGUAUGCCAAUGUGACACAUCUAUUGUGCAACGUCUUGAGAAUGAUUUUAAAACCGCUUUACAACAGCAAAACACUCUUGAACAAUGGGCUAGUUGGUUGCGUCUAGUAGUUGAUUCGGCCUUAGAAGAAUAUCGGGAUAAACCCAAUUACGCCAAAGCUGCACGCCAAUUCUUACUCAAAUGGAGUUUCUAUAGUUCCAUGGUUAUAAGGGAUUUAACUUUACGAUCGGCAUCGAGUUUUGGUAGCUUCCAUUUGAUUCGUUUGCUUUAUGAUGAAUACAUGUUUUUCUUGGUGGAGCAUAAAGUUGCUGAAGUUUUGCAGAAGACCGCUAUUGCAGUGAUUAGCGAUCGAAUGCAAAAAGAUACUGAUUUCGAGUUUGAUUAUCAACUAGCAUUUAUUGACGCCGAUGCGAGUGUCGCUAAACGAAUGAAGCACGAAUGAUUAAAAUACUUGAUUUUUUGUUAAAACAAAAUACAUUUAAUAUGAAAUAUUUGGAAUAC
Molecule: messenger RNA, 2540 nt
Organism: Episyrphus balteatus (marmalade hoverfly)
Lineage: Eukaryota; Metazoa; Arthropoda; Insecta; Diptera; Syrphidae
Gene: Rfx
Product: DNA-binding protein RFX2
Exons: 10
Coding region: 64-2481 (805 amino acids)
Biological process (GO): regulation of transcription by RNA polymerase II
Molecular function (GO): DNA-binding transcription factor activity, RNA polymerase II-specific; RNA polymerase II cis-regulatory region sequence-specific DNA binding
Source: RefSeq, a predicted model, not a curated record